CUUUCCACAAACGUCAUCACUGCACGCCCACCUAACGUCAUCCAUACUCGCCGAGGAAGCAUGGCGACUUAGGUGGCAAGCGGCGCGGGAUGCUAACGGGUUUACGGUGAUUUCUUUACGUACAGAAAGACUUUUACAGAUUCCCAGUGAGUUGAACUGACACCACCUCCACGCGUUAGUCGAUCAUUCAUAUUUGUAUGCUGUGACGAAGCGGAUAUCGGGCCGCUGGAGCACCAUGACGCAGUGUGUGAAGGUCGCCUCUCUGGCUCUCUGCUCGGGCAGGAUUUCCUCCCCUCAGCUUCUCGCUGCUCGCUGCCGGGUUGUUUGCUCUGUCGGUCACACUCGUUUCUGUCGGACAUCCUCCUCAGAGGAGGUCGCGGUCAUCCGCGUUCCUCGCUCCAUGCAGAAGCUCGCCGACAGCGUGAAGCAGACACGAAGCAAAAACAAGAUCAGCACCAUCCGGGCAGGCAAGCUCCUGAUCCGGAGCAGGAACCCGGACCUCAACCAGUCUGCGGGGUACCUGCUCGGCAAGUUUGAGCAGCCUCGCCUCUGCUCCAAAGGAUGGAAACAUCCCAAAUCCUUCGGCGACUACUUCACCAUCAACAACACCAAGACCGUCGCACCCUGUGUCACUGUCCGGGAGGAAGCAGAACAGGAAACAGCAGUGACCUUUGAUAGCCUCCAUAUCUGCAGGGAGCUUGUGGAAGCGCUGCAUGGAGUCAACAUCACCCAUCCCACCACUGUGCAGCAGCAGACCAUCCCAAAGGUCAUGAUGGGGCACAAUAUUCUUUGUGCGGCAGAGACGGGCAGUGGUAAAACUUUGAGUUACCUCCUGCCCGCCAUUCACAGACUGCAGGCGGAUAGGAAAUCACAGAGGUUCCCUGGGAGCUCGCACAAAGUUCACACCCUGGUUCUCGUGCCUUCCAGAGAGCUGGCAGAGCAAGUGGCCGCUGUUUCCCGGGCCCUGUGCACCCCGUUCGGCUUGCUGACGAGGACUCUUGGUGGUGGGCGAGGUGUGGGACACAUCAAGGUGGUCUUCAAGAAUAAUCAUCCAGAUAUUUUAGUGGCCACGCCAGGUGCUCUGGUCAAGGCCCUGCGGAGACGCUGCCUGGACUUUGGUGAGCUAAGCUUCUUUGUGGUGGACGAGGCCGACACCAUGUUCGACCCUAGUUUUUCCGAGAUGCUGGAGAGCAUCCUGAGCCAUGCAAACAUUGCCAGCAAUCCCAGGCAAGCACAGGGCCUGGGGCGCAAAGCCCAGUUGCUGGUGGUGGGGGCUACCUUCCCCGGUGGUGUCGGGGAAGUGCUCCGCCAGGUGACUGACCUCGGCAGCAUGGUGGUCAUCAAGAGUAAGAUGCUGCACUUCCUCAUGCCGCACGUCAAGCAGACCUUCAUGAAGGUGAAGGGUGAGGACAAAAUCCUGGAGCUCCAUCAAGCCCUGAAACUGCUCCAACAAGACAAAGGAGGGGGCUCUGUUCUGGUGUUCUGCAACAAGUCUGCCACCGUCAACUGGUUGGGCUACUCCCUGGAGGAGAUGGGGGUUAAGCAUUUACGUCUGCAAGGGGAGAUGCCGGCCGCCGUGCGUGCAGGAAUCUUCCACUCUUUCCAGAAGGGCACGGCGGAUGUGCUGAUUUGCACAGACAUUGCCUCCCGCGGCCUAGACACAUCGCGUGUGCGCUUGGUUGUCAACUACGACUUCCCAGAAUCUCACACUGACUACAUCCACAGGGCUGGCCGAGUGGGGAGAGCAGGUGGGGUGGAGGAUGGGGAGGUACUCAGCCUGGUGACUCAUCCGUGGGAUGUGGAGCUGGUGCAGAAGAUAGAGACUGCCGCUCGUAGGAGAACUAUUUUACCGGGGAUGAAUUCUGAAAUCGAUGAACCAAAAUCCAAAGUACUAGAGUUAGAAGAGUAGAAGACAUUUGUAAGAAGGUACAUACGUGGAAAAGCUGCCUGUGAAAUUUACCAUUGUGUGUAAUGUUGUGACACGCCAAUUUUGCACACACUUAUGUAUGAUGAUGGUAUGAUUUUCUGCAGGAAAAGUAAACAAGCACUCACUCAACAGUGUGAUGUUCCAUAAUUUUGAAGCACUGUCAAGCCAAGUGUCUAAUGUAAAUGAUUGUUUGCACAAAUGAUUUUGCUGGGCAGUUACUUUUUUUUCAGCAUCUAAUGCAGUAUGUGUGUUAAAAGGUUUUAAAUUAAAAGUAAAACCUAAAUGCAUUUUCUUCUCAUCUUGUUUUGUUUACAUCAGCUUUGAAACAAAACCUUUAAUGUUUGAUAUUAUUAGAACGUAUCGGCCA
This is a messenger RNA of Paralichthys olivaceus (Japanese flounder), 2294 nucleotides long. RefSeq names its product DEAD (Asp-Glu-Ala-Asp) box polypeptide 28 (gene ddx28). The record is from RefSeq and is a predicted model, not a curated record. Lineage: Eukaryota; Metazoa; Chordata; Actinopteri; Pleuronectiformes; Paralichthyidae. Gene Ontology annotation, molecular function: RNA helicase activity; ATP binding; mRNA binding.